Messenger RNA from Lontra canadensis (Northern American river otter), 1144 nucleotides. It is a transcript of the gene WDHD1, whose product is annotated as WD repeat and HMG-box DNA binding protein 1. The transcript has 12 exons. The coding region runs from base 122 to 1144 and encodes 340 amino acids. Lineage: Eukaryota; Metazoa; Chordata; Mammalia; Carnivora; Mustelidae. The record is from RefSeq and is a predicted model, not a curated record. Gene Ontology annotation, molecular function: protein binding; chromatin binding. Gene Ontology annotation, biological process: DNA repair; mitotic cell cycle; DNA-templated DNA replication. Gene Ontology annotation, cellular component: nuclear replication fork.
GAGCGGGCGCAGACGCAGUGUAGCGAGUUCGCCAGAGCGCGGGAAGCGGCGCUCGGUUGGCUCUUGCAACGCGUUUUUCAUUAGUGGAGGAGGUCGGUCCCUUUGGUAGGUAGAAGAAAAGAUGCCUGCCACACAGAAGCCGAUGAGAUUUGGACAUACAGAGGGACACACAGAUGUCUGUUUUGAUGAUUUGGGGAGUUACAUUGUGACUUGUGGAAGUGAUGGUGAUGUGAGGAUUUGGGAAGACUUAGAUGAUGAUGAUCCUAAGUCCAUUAACGUUGGAGAAAAGGCAUAUUCAUGUGCUUUGAAGAAUGGGAAAUUGGUCACUGCAGUAUCUAAUAAUACUAUUCAAGUCCACACAUUUCCUGAAGGAGUUCCAGAUGGUAUAUUGACUCGCUUCACCACAAAUGCAAACCAUGUGGUCUUUAAUGGGGAUGGUGGAAAAGUUGCUGCUGGAUCUAGUGAUUUUCUACUCAAAGUUGUGGAUGUGAUGGAUUGCAGCCAACAGAAAACAUUUCGAGGACAUGAUGCUCCUGUUUUAAGUCUUUCCUUUGAUCCUAAGGGCAUCUUUCUGGCAUCAGCUAGUUGUGAUGGAUCUGUCAAAGUGUGGCAAAUUUCAGAUCAGACUUGUUCUAUUAGUUGGCCACUGCUACAAAAAUGCAAUGAUGUGAUAAAUGCAAAAUCAAUCUGCAGACUUGCUUGGCAACCAAAAAGUGGGAAGUUGCUGGCAGUUCCUGUGGAAAAGUCUGUUAAGCUAUAUAGAAGAGAAACGUGGAAUAAUCAAUAUGAUCUUUCAGACAGUUUCAUCUCUCAGGCCCUAAAUAUAGUAACCUGGUCUCCCUGUGGGCAAUAUUUAGCUGCAGGGAGUAUUAAUGGUUUAAUUAUAGUUUGGAAUGUGGAAACCAAAGAUUGCAUGGAAAGGGUGAAACAUGAGAAGGGUUAUGCAAUCUGUGGCCUGGCAUGGCAUCCUACUUGUGGUCGAAUAGCUUAUACUGAUGCAGAAGGAAAUCUAGGGCUUCUGGAGAAUGUUUGUGAACCCAGUGGAAAGACAUCAAGCAGUAAGUACAUAUUCCUAUCCAUAAUACCUCUAAUACUUUAUGGACCUCAUUGCUCCAUUUGGUUACAUAGUAGUGUGGGGCAGUAG